CUGGCUCCGCUGAGCAGGAGCUGCUAGGCUGUCGGUGCCAGAGCUCAGGCCUCAGAGCCCUGCUGGAGGAGGUGGACACAGAGGAGGCAGGCCCAGAGAGGAGCUGAGGCAGGGAGAUGGCUGACUGCUACACAGAGCUCGAGAAGGCCGUAGUUGUCCUGGUGGAAAACUUCUAUAAAUAUGUAUCCAAGCACAGCCUGGUCAAGAACAAGAUCAGCAAGAGCAGUUUCCGCAAGAUGCUCCAGAGAGAGCUGAACCACAUGCUGACGGACACAGGGAACCGAAAGGCAGCUGACAAGCUCAUCCAGAACCUCGAUGCCAACCAUGACGGGCGCAUCUGCUUUGAUGAAUACUGGACCAUGAUAGGCGGCAUCACCAGCCCCAUGGCCAACCUCAUCCGCCAGCAGGAGCAGCAGGAAUGCCAGCAGAGCAGCAGCUAGGGGCCUCAUGCGCCCCUUUCCCGUCCUGACCUAUGAUG
Acomys russatus (golden spiny mouse) is the source of this 478-nucleotide messenger RNA. Its product is annotated as protein S100-A16. Gene Ontology annotation, molecular function: calcium ion binding. Gene Ontology annotation, cellular component: perinuclear region of cytoplasm; nucleus. Lineage: Eukaryota; Metazoa; Chordata; Mammalia; Rodentia; Muridae. Bases 117 to 440 code for a protein of 107 amino acids. The record is from RefSeq and is a predicted model, not a curated record. The transcript is spliced from 3 exons.